Galleria mellonella (greater wax moth) is the source of this 10958-nucleotide messenger RNA. RefSeq lists its product as uncharacterized. The coding region runs from base 498 to 6392 and encodes 1964 amino acids. Gene Ontology annotation, biological process: transmembrane transport; monoatomic ion transport. NCBI's taxonomy places the organism in Eukaryota, Metazoa, Arthropoda, Insecta, Lepidoptera, Pyralidae. The record is from RefSeq and is a predicted model, not a curated record. The transcript is spliced from 29 exons. Gene Ontology annotation, molecular function: monoatomic ion channel activity; protein-containing complex binding. Gene Ontology annotation, cellular component: membrane.
GCGGAGGGAAGCGCGCGGGUUCGCGCCCCACUCCCGCCAUCGGCAAAUUCAAAUUUGGUCUCAGAUACGGUAGAUUAAACGGUACAUAAAUAUAUAUAGAUAAACAUAUAUACUCGUUACGUAGGAAGCUCAAAAAAAUUAUGUGUUAAAUCAUAUUAUUUAUUAUUAAUAAACAUAUAAAUGGAAAACUUUGUACAUAUAUAUAAGAUAUAAUUAAAUUUGUGUGCAAUUCGGGCAGUGUAAGUUUUAAGAAACUGUGAGAUAUUGAAGAAUAAGAGAGUGAAGUACCGAUCGGAAAAGACCGUAGUGUUGUAUUAUGGAGUUGUUUAAGAUAAAAAUGGUGCCAGUAAUAAAAAACCUAUUAUUUAAUUUUUAAAUAUAGAAUUUAUCAAAUAAUCAAUAAAUACGAAUAGUUUAAUGGGAACUUUCAAAAAAAUAAGUAUACAUAAAAAUAGCGACCGUAACAACAGUGCAGUAAAGUAUAAACUUCACUAACAAUGAAACUGAGCGUGAGUGCGUUCAGGGCACAAGCCACAGCGCACAAGAAGAUUUUGACGUCGUCGUACCAGCAACACUAUGGGAGCACCGCAGCGCCGCCUGUCUGCAAUCCGUUACAACCGCCGAACUUCACUCCUCAGGCAGAAGAAGGCACAGGUAGAACAUCGGAAGGCGAAGACAACGAUGGCAGUGAAACCAACGUCGGGUCUUCCAGGAUACUGUCAGCGGCUACGUCAAGAGAGGAAGACGAUGAUUCUAGCAACAAUGUCAGCAGCGAGAGCAAGAGUCCUGGACAAAGAUUGUUGAGCAAGUUGACUCCAUUCUCGACGAAUGGAAGGCAUGACGAUAUAACAAAGUCCAACCAAAGGUGGAGGAAGCUUCGCACGACCGUGCAGCUCGGAUCGGCGAUACAGAAGAAGGCGACACUGAAGAGAGAAGACUCAUUUCUGAAGAGAUUCUCCACGAGACAGACGCCGGCUACGCAGGAAACUGUAGAAGAUACAGGUUCGGAAGGUGCAACCGGUGAACAUAGAACAGCAAACAGACAAAGGCGAAGAAAAGUCAGGGCUCCUCGUACAGUGGUGAAUCCAGAUGAGAAUUUCUACUUCUAUUGGCUCUGGUUGAUCACCCUGUGUGUAUUGUACAACUUCUGGACUUUGAUUGUGAGACAGAGCUUUCCAGAAUUGCAGAUAAUGUGUCACUAUUUUUGGCUGACCUGCGACGGCAUCAGCGAUGUGGUGUUCGCGUUAGACCUCGUAGUCCAACUCAGGACAGGAUACCUGGAGCAAGGUCUGAUGGUUUACGAUUCGAAGAAAUUGGCAAAACAUUAUUUGACAUCGCGCUCGUUUCUUCUGGAUAUUGCAUCGCUGACACCCCUAGAUCUAAUCCAGUUGAAGAUCGGUACCAACCCUAUCAUUCGUUUCCCUAGGUUUCUCAAAGUGUACAGAGCAGUUAGCUGUUAUUAUAUCGUCGAAUCAAGGACCGUCUACCCAAACUUCUGGAGAGUCAUCAAUUUGAUCCACAUACUCCUGAUCCUCGCACAUUGGUUCGGCUGUUUCUACUUCUUGCUGUCAGAGGCUGAGGGCUUCCAAGGUGACUGGGCAUAUCCUCAUCGUCCAGGCGACUACGCAACCCUGACAAGGAAGUAUUUGGGCUCCCUCUACUGGUCUACCCUGACGUUAACCACCAUUGGUGACCUGCCAACCCCAGAGACCAACUCUGACACACACGGAGGCCCCAAAUUUCUGCCACGUCGGGGGCUCAAAUCCCGCCUUCUGCAGUUCAAGUCCAACCGAGGGUACGUAUUCACGAUAGUCAGCUAUUUGAUCGGGGUGUUCAUUUUCGCCACUAUAGUGGGCCAGGUCGGCAAUGUGAUCACAAACAGAAACGCAAAUCGGCUCGAGUUCGAGAGACUCCUCGACGGAGCCAAGACUUAUAUGCGCCACCACAAGGUGCCUGGCGGUAUGAAGCGACGUGUUCUCCGCUGGUAUGAUUAUUCCUGGUCGCGCGGUCGGAUACAGGGCGGCGGUGACAUCAACACGGCCCUCGGCCUCCUGCCCGAUAAACUGAAGACGGAGCUCGCACUGCACGUCAAUUUGAGUGUACUUAAAAAAGUAACCAUAUUCCAAGAAUGCCAACCAGAGUUCCUACACGACCUAGUUCUGAAAAUGAAGGCCUAUAUUUUUACUCCUGGAGAUUCAAUAUGUAGGAAAGGCGAAGUAGCAAGAGAAAUGUUUAUCAUAGCCGAUGGUAUACUAGAAGUAAUAUCUGAGACAGGCAGGGUACUCACCACAAUGAAAGCUGGAGACUUCUUUGGCGAGAUCGGAAUAUUGAACUUGGAUGGACUCAAUAAACGAACAGCAGACGUACGCUCUGUUGGUUACUCGGAAUUGUUCUCGCUAUCCCGAGAAGAUGUGCUAGCAGCUAUGAAGGACUAUCCAGAAGCUCAAGAGAUACUCCAAACUCUUGGCAGGAAGCGGUUGCAGGAGGCUAAGAGUAUGUCAAGGCAAAAAGUAAAGGGUAGCAAAGGAGAAGUACUAAGUCCAGAUAAAUUGGGCGGCGAAGACAGUACGUCUAAAAGGAUAGUUCACAAACUGCGAAGCGAUGUAAAGGGUAUCCGAAACGCAAUCCGAAGUAGAUCUCGUGCCGGUCGUCGUUCCGGGGAGUCAUUAGAACUACAAGCUUUGGCUGGAGCUGAAAGAGCGACAGCCGAUGGCAAAGUGCUUAGGCGUAUGCCUAGAGUCGAGAGUGAUGACUCGCAACCACACAACCACGAGGAUUUGAAUGGUGAAACUACAUCAGGAAGUAAAGACGGUGAAAAAUGUAUAUCACCGAUAGGUGCUGGUUUACCUUUGCUAACUCGUUUAAAACUGCUAAAAGAGAAACAGGAUCGUGAAGAAAAAGUAGCAAAACAAAGACUAUCAGCAUCUUCUGUUGUAUCACCACCGCAUUGUCAACCGACACCGUCUACAAGUUCAGCUCCAGAUGGAGAACCCGAGGUAAUUGGGGCGGGACUUCCGCUACUUCAAAGAUUACUUUUGCUCAAAGCCAAAGAAGAGAGAGAAAAGAAUCAACUCACACCAACAAACAGUAACCAGCCAUCGAGUUCAGAUACUAUCAGUCCAAGUUCCAUAAAAAGUCCCCUAAGUCCCACUAUAAAAACCCUGAGUCCUAUACGAAAAGGAUCAGAAUCUAGUUCACCAGGAAAACUACAAAGUCCCACAACAAAAACAUCCAGAAAAAAUUCUUCUGGUUCAAGUGAUGGUGCUUCUCGUCCUAAAGUUAGUUUUAAAGAUAAGAUAUUACAAGUUCAAAGUGACGGUACAGCAGUAUGUCAGCCACUCAAUAAAGAUGUCAGUGAAAAGCCUGCUGCAGUAGUCGAACCUACACCCAAGCCAGAAAGCAACUUAAUAUCUAUACCACACUCCAUCGUUAGUAAAAUCAAAUCACCAGCCAAAUCGGUAGGUUCAUCAUUUCGAGAUAAACUUAAGUUAUUACAAAGUGGUAGUGGACAAAAAGAUUCCGAAAACUCAUCUUUAGACAAGAGCAAACCACCAUCUUUAGAUAAAACUGCUGCUGAAAUAACACCAAUACAAACGACAGAUUGUAAAGAAGAUUUUAAAACAAAGAAACCUUGGACAAAACUUAAAAAAGCCGCGAUAUUAGGAGAAUCAAAAAGCCAAAGUAAAUCUAGUAUAGAUGAAAAGAAAGACGAUAGUGUAACUAAGGAAACAAAAGAGGAUUGUAAAGCAGAGAUUGUAAAUAUAAAUGUACCUAUAGUAACUACAGCGGAACUUGUUAAAAUAGACAAUAAUAAUCUCGAAGUUGAUAGUGAUAAUAUUAAGCAAGAUAAGCCUAAGAUUUGCUUAACAGGCCCUUUGGAACCCGUCCAAGAAAAAUCUUUAGAUUUAUUAACGUUAUCUCCAAAGAAAAUAAAAAACGUAGAUCCUAAGCCAUCAAGCACUGGAAUGCUAUUACCCAAAGUCAAAAAAUAUAAAUCUAUUGAUGAUCUCUCACCAGAGUAUGGAGGACUACCGUUUGUAAAAAAAUUGAAGAUUUUAAAUGAAAGACAAAAAUUAGCUGAACUAGAGAAAGUUGUAAAAAUAAGAAGUUCCAGUUUAGAUUGCACAAGUUCGUCUGAAGAUUUAUUAUCCGAUACACUCACUAGAAGCCAUUCUGAAGGAAGCACAAUGGAUAAAAGAAAAUAUAAAAGGAAAUCAAUAGAUUCUGUUGGAAGUCAUGGAUCCAACGAAACACUCGAACGAAGAACACUGAAAUCUAUUUUAAAAAAGCUUUCAGAAGAUGUUACUCCCUCAGAAAGUCCUGAACGAAACAAUGAAAUAAAAAAAUUAAUUCGGGCACCUACUUUAGAAGGAUAUGCUGCGAGGCAUUCCAAAUUUGCCAAAAGUGUGACAUUUCAUCGUCACACAUUACCAUCACCACCUGGCAGUGCUCCAGCAGAUUCGAGAAAUGAAGUUUUUCAAUUGCCAGAGUAUAAAAAAGACUGUGUACCACAAAUAUCAUCGCCUACCCAAGAUACUGAAAAUGAUGCUAUGUGCCCUCGUAAUCAAAUAGUGAGACCUACCAGUGACAGCAUAAGUCAAGACUAUAACCUAAACAUAAGAGCUGAAUAUGAUUUACAGCCAAAUGUAGAUCCAAUAUAUGACUUUAAGUCCUUAAGACCUGAAGAAAUAAAAGUGCCUUCGGAGAAACCCAAAUUAACAUUAAUAUCAGCUGUCGCCAAUCAACGGAAGUUAUUAAGAGGUUCACUUGAAGAACAGGAAUAUUUCGGCGAGGUACUAUUAGGUAUUAAACAAGUUAUACAAGGUCAUUUACAUGACGUUCAAGGAAAAUUUCAAGAGAGGUUCUGUAGCUUAGAAAAUGAAGUGCGAAAACGUGAUGAAAUUAUAAGUCAACUUCAAAAACGUAUUCAAGAAUUAGAAAAGUUGGGUCUAUCGAGUGCCUCAACUACGCAAUCAACUGAAUCUGAAGAGGCACGUUCAUCUCCCCAGAGUGAAAAUAUUGCAAAUCAACCGCUUACUAAAAAUGGUAGUUCGGGAAGCGAAGAUAUAUCCGGAGCAGAAGAGGGAUUUAUGAGAGGUGACUCACUAGACACUGUAUUUGCAACAUCGCCACCAACAGCUAGUGCUGAUGAAGAGGACAAAGAAAAAUCAAAUGAAAAAACCACUUUCGUUAGAAAAACUUUAUCCACAGAGGAACUCACAGAAGAAAGGCUCACCGAGAUGACUGAAAUAGAAUUAGGGAAAUUAUCAUAUUCAGAAUUACAGAGUUUGGCAGAAUCCUUAUCUAGUAAAGUUGAUAAAACCUCAUCAAGUAAAGAGAAAUGGACGUUAAGCAAAUCAAAAAGAUUGGACUUGAAUUUAGAUGGUAAAGCUGGGACAUAUUCGAGAAAACGUGCAGCAAAGUUGAGGCAAAGAAAAUCAUGGGAAGAUCAAAGUGAUCAAGAGAGUGUGGAAAUGCAUGAUUUAACACGACCAAUGUCUCCACAAAUGACAUCAGAAGACAGAUCGUUGCUUAGUCCGGAACAGUCCAGUCUACGUACCAGCCGGCGAAGUAUUCAUCCCUUCCACUUCUUCGGCACCCACCUUGACACCACCAAAUCGAAAAUCAAGAAAACCUUAUCAGUAGAUACCGGGAUGCACCAUACUGGAAGAAAUGAAAGGAAACCAUGCCGUCAACGUCAACAACGCAAAUUCAGCCUGGGAUCAUUCUUCGGGUACCAUAGAGGUACAGCACAUAAGCCCCCAAACAAUAGUUGCAAUGAAGUCGUGCUAGACAUUGGAAGUGAUUACAGCUGGAGCGAUACCACUUCAACCUCAUCUAGCAGUGAUUCAGAAUCAUUACCUCGAACGCCGAUGUUCGAAGAAUUUUUAGAAAAUAGUUCUCGAAAAGGCCGAGCUAGUAGUUCCAGUCACAGCAGCAUAUCUCCUAUUAGAGCGAGUGGAGGUGAUUGGGAAGUCAUGAUGCUAGCUGAUGAGCUGGAGAAAAGGGAACGAGAGAAAGAAAAAGAAGAAUCGAGAAGGCAUCACUAUCCUACUCACACACUCAGAGACUUGGAAGAGAGAGAAGACAGCCCAGACGACUACACUAACGUGGAAGAAGCGAACUCGGCAACUUCACAUCUUCUGGCUCAAUCUGUGGUAGACCCGUCGACGUUGCACGAGACUUCCUUCACGGAGAGAGGGAGGGACAGCAGGCAACAGCGAGUGGGGUCACUUGUUGAAACAGUAAAACCAGAUACGUCCCUACGGCAAUCAAGAGGUCUGAUCCUGCGAGCGGCCAGUCUAGACAGAGAAACUGCACCACCCACAUCCCAAACUAAACGUUUCGGCUCCCUAAAGAGUUCUAGCACGGACUCUCACAAGAGACUCUGAUCCGGUUUGCGACACGGACCUCGAGGGAGAUCCGAUAGACCGGAACCAAAGGGUCCAAGUCAAAAUCAACAUAAAACCAAAAAUGUGAUACGAGGUAAAACUCAAUACGAUCCAUAUGAAAUUGGAAUAAAAGGUUCAAGAGGAGAAACAAAUGUUAAUGACAGUAAUGUUCCUGCAGUCGAUGACGCCCUUCGAAAUAACAUUGAUAACGAUAGACGUCAAGACGAAACAAUUAUUUUAGGUCAAAAUGAACGAGAGAACGGUAUUAGUGAUGACCAGCGAAUGAUUAUUGGUCAAUUAUUGAUGAUUGUUAUAAUAAUGUAUGAAGACAUUGACUAUAUAAUGUUUUUAAUUUUAGAAUAGUGCGUGAAGUGUGUCAUUGAAAGAGAGAAACUGUUUUCCGUGUUGUUUUUUACCUAUCUUUAUUAGUAAUUUAUUUAAUGUAGAUUAUUAUGUACUAUAUUAGCGAACGAUUCAAACGAAACUAGUUAGGUUAGGUUAGGUCGUUUUUCUUCGGAUACUAAUGAUAGACUUAGAAGUUUGACUUCAUAUAUAGUUAUAAAGCGAGAGCCUUGUAUUAACAAGAAAUAUGCACAAAAGAGUGCUUAUAACGCUGAGUUGUUCUUUUAUUACCCAGUUGAAAAACUAAUUAAUUUAUAUUUCUUUACAAUCAAAUGUGAAUGUUUUAAUUAAAUAUCUAAUUUCUUGUGAAUAUCUACCUUGUUUCUUAAAGCAACUUUUAUCAAAAUUAACAAUUGACAAACAUUUACCUUCCGUAACUGAUUUUCAUUCGCUUAGCUUUGGCGACUAAAAUACGAGCCCUCAGAUAAAUGGAACAAGAACCUGACAAUAGAUACACUUUUGCUAACUAAGAAAAAAUGCAUCAAAAAGAACAAAAUGCUGAACAUUGCUGUCACGUUCUAUCUUAUGCAACAGCAGCGACUAUGCAUGGGUAAUAUUAAUACCGCUCCGAUAUCUAUAUAUUGCUUUUCUCUGGGCAUUGAUAUCGGAAUAAAGAUCACCCAUAUUCCGACAUCGCCCAUAUUAAUCGGAUAUCAUAUUCAUAUUCAAUUAAUCGAAUUCUUCCUUGCGACAUUAAAUAUUGAAUAACAGACAUUUAACAUAUUCGUUAUUCGACCAAUAUAUAGAUAUUGACGUAUAUUACCCACUCCUAGUAGUUGUAGUAUUCCAUCUAUUUAUUUACGGAGAUGUCUUUACACACGACACACUACUCUGUGAAUAUUUCUCUAAAGCAAAUAUUAGAGGAAUAUACUUAACUGUCAUUACCACUAAUUAUAAACGUAUCUUUUUUUACAUACGGUACAAAUGGAAUAGCUAUGAUAAAGUGGUCAUCUUUGCUAAGAAUUAAAUUAUCGCUGUCUUUAUUUACCAUUGAUCAAUAUUAUUUUUUUCUAUGCAUGACACAAAAUAAAAUUUUGUUCUAAGCAGAUUUUUAUUUAUUUAAAAAUGUAUUAUUUUUAUUAGACUUUGUUUCACGCAAUCUUACAUCAAACCUGUGACAUAUAAUGCCUAAAUAGAAGAUAUUUAAUAAAAAAUAAUUAAAUAAAUAAAAAUCUUCUAUGAAAUCAAAAUGACUAUACAGAAAGUGAUUAUGAAAUCCAUCUAUGUCACACACAGGCUCCAAAAUCACUUAUGAUAGGUAGGGCUGGUAAACCCUAUUACUACCCUAUUAAAUCCCUACAGUCCAUGGUACUACUGGUAUGUCUAUAGGCGACGUUUACCACUUUACAUCAGGUGGGCCGUCAGCUUGUUUGCCAUUCUAAGUUGUAUAAAAAAAAUCUAACAAAUGUACCUACCUAGUAAGUACCUACUACAUACAAUUAAAUAGAUUUUGAUAUAAUUUUCUAUGUACCAAACAGAAGCUUACGUAUAAAUUCAUGUGUUUUUAUGAUUAUAUUUCCUUUUGAAAAGUUAGAUAUGUCAGUUAAAAGAUACAGAGAUCUUUGCGUACCUUAAUGACUAUAAUAGCACGAAGAAUAUUUACAAUAGAUUACAAUGUAUUUUGUGAUGACCAUAAUGCAGUUUAUGCCUAUUUUAAACGCUAAUUUUACUAAAGAAAUUCCUUGAAAAAAGAUAUUAUUAUCUAUCUAUUUAUGUAUGAAGAAGUGUAUUUGUAAAUAAAAACAGCUUGAUAGGCAUAAGUGGAAUUAAAUUUGCAUUCAUCUCUACCAGUGGUGACAGGUGGAACAAAAUUCCACAUAUAUAAAAAUGUGAUGGUUCUUUUUAUUAAUGUUCUUAUUUAUUAAUAAUAUUAUUUUUUUAAUGCAAAUACCGUCUGUUGAUGUGAUAUAUUAUAUUUCUUCUUACUACUUAUCAAUUUAUUUUUAUUUUUUAUAAAAGUUAUAAAUGUUUAUAUCUAUUUAAACAUUGGUAGGGACAAAUGGAACUGGUCAAUUUUCAUUUUUAUUAUCAUAAUUUUUUUUAUCAUUAAACUAAAAUCUUACGGUUCUUAAAUACGAAGAUCACCUACAUUACUCAUCAAGAAGAAAUGUCACUUCAUAAGCACAAUAUCAGAAUUAUCCAAUUAAAAAUAAACUUUUAUUAUUAAAUUUUUAUCUUAACUAGUAGCUAGGUACAUAUAAAAAAAAAAAAUAAAAGAAACAAUUUAAUGUCCGUCAUUAAGAUAUAAAAAUAUAGUGCCAAAUAAAUCUAUAAUUACGUAGAUCUUUCAAAUUUCUAAUAGAUGUUGCUGAACGAAGUGUUACUGUAUUUUAUUGUAAAUAAUAUUUUAUAGAGUUAGUGAUCUAUUAAACAGUUAACGAUUAUUGACAAUUUAUUAUAUAAGUACCUAAUUAGUGAGAUAUUCUAAGUAGGUGACGUAUUUAAAUUAAGAAUAAUGAUAACUGCAAAUUGUUUGAAUUUUUUUUUAUUUGUUUUUUAUUUUAUUAUAAUUUUUUUUAUACAAAUGUACGUACCUCGCCAAUUAAACCUGUCCACAUUUACUAUUAACUGUCCACGUUUUCUUUCCUUGCAUACUUGUUAAUAGUUUAAUAAAUUGCACGGUUAUUACUCAGAAGGAUUAAAAAUAUAUAUAGAUUUUUUAAUUCUUAUAAUAGGGAAGUCGCAAAACCACACUAUCCAAUCUAACAUACUCAUCGCCUGUCAAAAACAUUAAAAAUAUUAUAAAUGUUAAAAUAUCGUUUAUUUGGACUUUUAUGGUAGGAUUUAUGAUGUUAAGCUCCAUUUACUGAGCCGAUUUUGGUACUGUUUACAGACUGUUGUCGUAUUUGGCAACACUGGCUAAUAAAUUCAUUAAUAUAUAUAGCUACCUAAUAUUCACUUGCCUUUUUACAAUCAUGAACAAUCAAUAUCUACAGAUAUCUAGAUAUCAGAUAUCUACAGAUUUUAUAAAAUGUAGAUUUUAUAACAAUUAUAUAUACAUAAAUAAAAGAGAUGUAUGCUCAUACAACUAUUUUAUUAUUCUUUUUUUUAACUUUUACUUCCAAUUAUUUCCAAGCAAUAUAUUUACUAUAUUAUUUACAACACACUUCAACUGUAUCUUACUAAUAUAAUAAAACUGUAAAUAGACGAUAUCUAUUCACGAGAGAUACUUAAGAAAAAUAAUACGAGGGGUCUUAAUAAGAUCAAUAGAUGCCAAAACAAUAAUUUUUAAACAUUUUGUCUAUCUGUCUGUCUGUAUGUUAACUCCGGUACCACGAAACUACUGCACCGAAUCCGGUGCGCUUUUCACAUUUGUGUUCCUGAAAAUCUUACUUAAAAUCUGAUGUAUAUUUUAUCCAAUGUUCUAUUUUGAUACAAUAAGUAGCAGAUAAAUAAUAUCAUAAAUAAUAUAAUAAUCUAGUAACAAAAGAAAAAAAAACGAUCUCUAGUAAGAAAUUUGGGAAAUAUUCCUUUUUCCAUUAUUUUACAAAAUACAAAAUCUCCGGAAUACCUUUUAAUAUAAAGAUUUUUUACGUAAUUUCUUUUAGUAAAACUUCAAAUGGCCUAAAAUAUUAUAAAACAAGAUAUUUGCUUUUUUUUUAUAUAAGUAUUAAUUUUCAAUAUAUUUUAUUAUACCUGAGUAGAUAUCAAUAGUACAAGAAAGAAAUUCCAAUUAAAUUAUAUUUUCAGUUAAAAUCAAAUGUUUUCUUUUUCUAAUUUAUAUAGCUACCUAUCCAGUUUUAUUCAUGUAGUAAAAUACUAUUCUUAAUCUAUGUGGCAGUGAGAAAAAAAAUAGUACUUUUUUUUUAUUUAUCUAAUCAAAAUAAAGCAAAGAAACCGAAUUUCACUAAUGAACAUAAUCUAUAACAUAAUAAGAAUAAUUGGGUACAAUUUUACAUUUUGUAACAUGUUAGUGGUUUGUAGUUUUAUUUUUAAUCUAGAGCACAAUUUACUAUAUACCUAUGAUUUCUGAAAAAAAUAGAUUUAACGAAGCCCAAUUAUUAUAAGCCAUGAUUAUGAAAUAAAAAAAAAUAAAAACAUUGUAACAAUAAAAGCACUCUAGUGAGAUAGUGACCUACUAAUAGAUAAACUACGACGAAUGUAAUAUUUUAAUUAUUAUAAUUUAGUUUUAGGUGUAAAAUAAUGCGGAGAUAUUAAAAGUCA